AUGAAGAUUACUGAGAUCAUCUCCGUCGUCAUCUUCUGCCUCAUGGUAUCCGUACAUCAGUCAGGUGCCGAGGAGGCUCAAUCCCCCUCCCCGCCCACCUCAUUACCAGGUCAUCUCAAGCCCUUGGCUUCCAAGGCUACCCGUUUCCCCGUCUCAGUGAUCCAGGACUUCCCUUCCCCUUACGAGUUCUUCCGGAGCUAUGUCUACCCUUCCGUCCCCGUCAUCAUCAAGCAAGGAGCGAGGCGUUCGCCAGCCUUCCAGAAGUGGACCGACGAGUACCUGAAGAGCUUGCCCGAGUCCCAGCAGCUGAUCAGAGUGGAGAUGCGGAAGGUUGAGGAAAGACAGUUACCGAGGAUGAACAUGCCCUUCGCUGAAUUCCUGGACAGAUACCAAACCACCGAUGAGUACCUUGUCGCAAGAGUCCCAGAUUUCUUAAAGAGAGAUGUGCUGAUCCCGCCAUCUUUGCAUUGUACUAACGUCACUGCUAAUUUGCUGGAAACAAUGCUGUGGUUUAGUAGCGGAGGUACCAAGUCUCACGUACACACCGACUAUGUUGACAUUAUCAACUGUCUGUUCAGAGGCCAGAAAGACUUCCUCCUCGUCAACUACACGCGCUACAGGCAACAGAUUGUGUUCGACCAUCCAGAAGGCUUCUACUCGAGUGUAGACGUGGAACGAGUCGACUUGAACAAGUUUCCUGGACUGAGGAACCUGGAAUUCCAUGAAGCAAAAAUGCAAGCUGGCGAUUGCAUCUACCUACCGUUCAAAUGGAUUCAUCAGGUGAAUUCCUUCGGUAGCAACGUUGCAGUCAACAUCUGGUGGAAUCACCAGGCCUACGUCGUGCCCUCCCCGGAGUCCUGCGGCAGGCCGGAGCCGGGACUCUCGCUGGCCGAUGUCAGCUUCCCGUACCACGACCAGACGAACGGUGACAUACAGACGGAUCUUCACCCAGAACUGGAUUUCUUCAGGGACCCGUCGGCAACUUUGACGACAUUCAUGGAUGAAGAGGAGACAGAUUCCUUGACAGAGGGGCAGUUUCUCGAAUUUAUGGACACGAUAAUUCCAGGACUUGACCAAGACGACAUUUGGACCGCAGAAGCUUUGAAUGUUGCUCACCAGAUAUUCCAGAUACUAGAUGUUGAUGGUGACGGCAAGAUUACGUCACGUGACACAGACAAGUUUCCAGUAGAAAUCAACAAGUUUGACCCCUUUUCCAUCAAUCUUGGGCAGAAGAUGAUGAUCUUAGGCGAUAUCAUUGACGGCCAGAUUUCGAAACAAAAACAGGAUAUUUUGAGAAAGUCUGAGAAAGAUAUCCCAGAAGAUGGCAACACACCGUCACGUGACCACAGCAGCAAGUUCAGAGGAACCCGUGAUCAGACUUCCAUGCCUAAUCAGGAAUUGUAGUAUAUUAAAGAAGCUUUCCCCGCGCCACUUUGGAGAUUAAUCUCGAAAAAUUGAUGUUUUUUCAAUUGCUAUUUUAAUUUAAAAAAAAGCUGUUCACUUUUGAAUGAGUCAUCGAACGACAAAAAUACACGUAGGCCUACGUCUCAUUACUGAAUUAUUCAAAUUCAAAUUAUUAGCUGCUCAGACGAUAAUUAGUCUUUGUGCGCAAAAUAAAAACCCCUUUUUAUAGGGUUGUAGACGCCCAAAAUCUCGAUACAGUAUUUUUUUCGGUAAAACAAAAAAUAUUAGUUGAAACUUUGUGAGGCGAAAAUAAAAAAUCAAUUCUUUUAAGAGCUAGCAUGGAUAGCUUAUAGGCCUAUAUGCAACAUAAUGCAUUUUGAAGUUCUGUUGAAAAUUUUAAUAACUGUUACUUGCUAUACUCUUGAACUCACAAACCCAGAGAGCACAAUGCACCAAAUGAGCCAAAACAAACAUUACCAUAAACAAGAAGAAAGGGAGAAAAAGUCUAACUAUGGAGGAUUCAGUGCGAGGGUCAGUCAAAGCUGUUGUAAAUUUGAAGGCAGAAUAAAUUUGUUGUAAACAGAAAGUGAUUAAAAUA
Patiria miniata (bat star) is the source of this 2002-nucleotide messenger RNA. RefSeq names its product bifunctional peptidase and arginyl-hydroxylase JMJD5-like. Lineage: Eukaryota; Metazoa; Echinodermata; Asteroidea; Valvatida; Asterinidae. The coding region runs from base 1 to 1404 and encodes 467 amino acids. Gene Ontology annotation, molecular function: 2-oxoglutarate-dependent dioxygenase activity; calcium ion binding. The transcript has 10 exons. The record is from RefSeq and is a predicted model, not a curated record.